This is a messenger RNA of Phragmites australis (common reed), 1996 nucleotides long. RefSeq names its product probable mitochondrial adenine nucleotide transporter BTL3. The record is from RefSeq and is a predicted model, not a curated record. Bases 337 to 1617 code for a protein of 426 amino acids. Gene Ontology annotation, biological process: transmembrane transport. The transcript has 4 exons. NCBI's taxonomy places the organism in Eukaryota, Viridiplantae, Streptophyta, Magnoliopsida, Poales, Poaceae.
UCCACCUCGAGCAACCUCGUUCUGUUCGUUGGCUCUGGCCCCGGGCGGCAAGAUCCAAGCCCCUAACCUCCAACAAAUCGCUCGCAAAUCGCAAGAACAAGAAUCGAUCCCCCUCCUACACAUCUACUUGACCAGCUGCAGCAUCCGCACCGAAUCGAACCGAGUCGUCGUCUUUAUAUUCCAUUUCGUUCCGUCCGAUUCAGUUCCCCUUCCCUACCCCCAGCCCCCAGUUGAUAAAACGGAUGCCUCGCCUCGCCUCGCAAACCCUAGCGUCGGCGGGAAGAGGACCUGCCUGUAGCGCGUGAGGGUCGGGUGGGUCCGGUCCGGUCCGCCACGAUGCCGUGGCUGGAGAUGUGGCUGCCUCCGGCGGCCGGCGAGGGUGCGGCGGCGGGACUGUUCCUCGACGCGGGCGACGCGGCGGCGCACGGCGCUCUCCUCGCGGCGAUGCCCGGCUGCUCGGUCUCGUUCGGCGCCCGGCGGCGGCGGCUGCGGGGGCGUGGAGCGGCGCCCCCGGGGUUCCUGUCGCUGACGAUGUCGGUGAAGGGGGGCAGGGGGUUCGCGCGGGGCCCGGUGGGGCUGCUCCCGGGUGCGGAGGAGAAGGGCGGGCCGGAGGAGGCGGAGGCGCUGGUCGAGGGUACGAGUACGGCGGCGGCGGAGGUGGUGGCGGAUGGGAAAGUAAUGGUGAUGCAGGAGAAAGAGGAGGCUCGUGCUGGAGCAGGCGCGAUGAACAUGACGAAGCAUCUCUGGGCUGGAGCCGUUGCUGCCAUGGUCUCGAGAACAGUUGUUGCUCCUCUUGAGAGGCUAAAGUUGGAGUAUAUAGUUCGUGGUGAGCAGAGGAAUCUAUUUGAGCUUAUGCACGCUAUUGCAACAACGCAAGGGUUGAAAGGCUUUUGGAAAGGGAACUUUGUCAACAUCCUCCGCACUGCUCCAUUCAAGGCAGUCAACUUCUAUGCAUAUGACACUUACAGAAAGCAACUGCUCAAAUGGUCUGGUAAUGAAGAAACUACGAACUUUGAGAGAUUUAUUGCUGGUGCUUUUGCCGGUGUUACAGCAACGAUAUUGUGCAUACCAAUGGAUACAAUUAGGACAAGGAUGGUAGCUCCUGGUGGUGAAGCUUUGGGUGGAGUUAUUGGUGUUGCCCGCCACAUGAUCCAAACUGAAGGAUUCUUCUCUCUGUACAAGGGAUUAGUACCUUCUCUUAUUAGCAUGGCACCCUCUGGCGCUGUAUUCUAUGGAGUGUAUGACAUAUUGAAGAUGGCUUAUCUGCAUUCCCCUGAAGGAAAGAAGAGGGUAUCGAUGAUGAAGCAACAAAGACAAGAGGCAAAUGCAUUAGAUCAACUUGAAUUGGGUACUGUUAAGACCUUACUCUAUGGGGCCAUUGCUGGUUGCUGUGCUGAAGCAGUCACAUACCCAUUUGAAGUAGUUCGGAGGCAGCUACAGAUGCAAGUGAAAGCAACAAGAAUGAAUGCAUUUGCAACAUGCCUUAAAAUUGUUGAUCAAGGUGGAGUACCAGCACUCUAUGCUGGCCUGAUCCCCAGCUUGUUACAGGUUCUGCCAUCGGCGUCUAUCAGCUAUUUUGUUUACGAGUUAAUGAAGAUAGUCCUGAAAGUGGAGUGAAUGCAAAUUAAUUCUUGAGCCUACGAAACAAGUUCGAAGGGCUCAGCUCACAUUCCUUGAUAAAAAAAAUGCCAAAAAGAUCAGUAGCUUAUCAUUAUGUUUAGAAUAUAUUUUUCUGGUAGGCUUGCUCAAGAAAGCUUCAGAUCUGAGGGUAGCUUGACGUUGAUCAAAGCAUUAUUCAUCAGAAGCUUUGCUAGUCCACAAGAUGUACAUGGUGAGGUCCUGUUCAACAUCCGAUUCAGUGGCUUAUUCAUGGGAGACUGUUCUCUGCCCCCAGCGAAAACAUCUGGGCCUUCUUGCCCACUUUCAAUUGACAAAUUUUCCACUUUAAUAUUUGAUGUAUUGACUUAUUGACUGCAAUCCAAAGCGGCAUUUGGGA